GUUCAAUAAUUUUUUAUUCAAUUAUAUUUUUUAUUUUACAAUGCGUUUAACCUUGUAAUAUUGAUAACUCUGGAUUUGUGUUAUUACUUGUGUAUAACUGAGAUGUAUAAUAUUUAUAUUUUAAUGUAAAAUUGUCUUGUUUGAAAAUUUAAAAUGACGGAAGAAAAGGUUUACAAUUUGGACGUUUCCAAAAAUUUAGGAAAUGUCCGAGUUUUUGCCAAAGGACUAACUAAAAUAAAAUAUUCAACAAUUGCGAAAGAUAUUGAAAAACUUCAAGAUUCUAAAAAUUUGGGCGAACUUCUGACUCAACUACAACAAACACAUCAAUCCCUUGAUAGACUUGGUGUUUUUAAGGGUUUGACUACGAAUGUGCUCCGAGGUAAUCAGGAAGGAGACGUUGAUGUUGUAUUUACAUUUGAGGAGAAACCUGCGUUUUACACCGUUGGAGCCAAUGUUAACUCAAAAACCAAAGCCGGAAUUGAGCUUAAGGGUGAGAUUCCGGGACUUUUUGGCUCAUCAAAUACUCUAACUUUAAGUGCUAAUACCGCAGGAACAGGAAAUAAUGAACUUACAGGGAGUUAUUUUAUCCCGAGAUUGCCGUUAUUGGAUAAAUUUACUGGUUUAUUUUCAGUGUUUACCUCUUACAAUGAUUUAAAAAAGUAUUGUUCCUAUACUAAUAGGAUCAAGGGCUUCAAAUUCAACUUAUCAAGCCUAAAUCAAAAACAUAAUUUCACAUGGGAAUCGUGCAUCAGAGACAUUUAUCCAGUUUACAACAACAGAAUGAAAUCGUCUGAAAUGGUCUUGAGGAACAGUGGCUGUUCACUCAAAAACUCACUCUCAUACGUUUAUAAACAUGAUAACACAACUGGUGACGGUGUACCCACACAAGGCCAUUUAACACAAAUUAAAAUUGAAACGGGAUUGCCUGGAGGAGAUUGUCUCUUUUUUAAGCUUAAUUAUAACUUAUCAUUCUCAAAAUUGUUAUUCCAACAAUUGAUAAUCAAUAUGAAUGUUGGAUUUGGAUAUUUGUAUAAUUUUGGGAAUUAUAACAAGAGUAAUAAUUUGUUGGAAAAGUUUAACUUUUCUGGUCCGUCAGGAUCCCAUUUAGCAUUUCGCGGCUUCUCAUUUCAAGGCCUAGGACCCUACGAUUAUGGAUUUGUUAAAAGUGGAACUACUGAGAGUGAAGAAUGGAUUAAUAAAGUGGACCACUUGGGCGGAGACUACUAUACAAACAUGCAAUUGUCAUUAUAUUACCCUUUUAAACUAUUAAAUUUACCAAAGCCGAUGGUAUUCAGCUUUGUUAAUAUCGGAUCUUUAUCGAAUAAUAACAAAUUAUUUUUUUAUAAUCAAUUGAUAAAUGAUAUGAGAAUGUCGAUUGGUGGUGGAUUAAGUUUAAACUUGUCAAAUGGUUGCUGGAUUGAAGCUUUUUAUGCUAAACCAAUUCUAUACUCACCCACUGACAACAUCUCAAACUUUCAAUUAGGACUCAGAUUCAAACACUCAAUCUCAUAACCAACA
Molecule: messenger RNA, 1518 nt
Organism: Theileria parva strain Muguga
Lineage: Eukaryota; Apicomplexa; Aconoidasida; Piroplasmida; Theileriidae
Gene: samm50
Product: Sorting and assembly machinery component 50-like protein
Exons: 12
Coding region: 154-1512 (452 amino acids)
Biological process (GO): protein insertion into mitochondrial outer membrane
Cellular component (GO): SAM complex
Source: RefSeq, a predicted model, not a curated record